AUUUCCUCCUCCCUCCCUCCUUCCCUCUCUUUGCAGCUGGAUUGCCCCUCCUUCCUUCCUUCCCUCCUUCUUUCCUUCCUUGUCUGGGACUUGGGGUCCUUUCUCUCUCCAGCCAACUUUGCUCCAGCCCCACCAGGUCCCCUGUUUUUUUUUUCCUUUGGAGGAGAUGCAGCCCUGCAAAAAGCACUGAUAUAGAGGGGCUUGGGAGGCCUCAUUGCUUCCAGUGCUGCUGCUGCUGUUGUUGUUGUUGCUGCUGCAGGAGCAGCCAAGCCCAUGGAGUCCCUCCUGCUUCUCCUCUUACUACUCCUCCUCUAGCUCCACCGUGGAUCCCUUAGUACUUCUGCUACUACUACUGCUACCACCGCCUUCCCAGCCUGCCUUUGUUGUCUGCUAUGUGGAGUGGGGAAAAACAACAACAGUGACAAGGUCAGCCCGUACUUAAGAUUUGUAAAACGGUAUACAAUAUUGAGAAAGAACUUGGCCGUUUUCAGCAACUAAGUCUGUCCAGGAAGUAAUUGCUGAAUGAAGCUGAGAAAGUCCUGGUUAAACAGUGUACUUCCAUGAGAGGCAAUUGAUAUUCACAAGUCUACAAUGAUAAAUGGACUUAUGAUAAUUCCUGUACUAGCGAUGGUGUUCUUUCCAUCACCCAGCAUACAAGAUGAUGAGCUCAAACUAAUAGCGGACUAUGAAUGUGUGUGUGAAGGCAUGUCAUGUGGGAAUGGAGUACGCUGCAGAGGCCAUCAGUGCUUUGCCUCCCUGAGCAUCAAUAAUGGUGCUAAAGUGUCCCAGAAAGGAUGCUUCCGAGUCUAUGAACAAGGGAAGAUGACUUGCAAAACGCCUCCAUCUCCUGACCAAGCAGUUGAAUGCUGCCAGGGAGACCUGUGUAACAUGAACAUCACGGCACAGCUGCCAACAAAAGGGCAUCCACUUCAAGGGGAAGCUGUAGGUUACACUAUGGAAACACUUAUCGUUUUUAUACUGGCUUCAGUUAUGAUGCUGAUAGUACUUUCCGCAGUAGCGGUUUUGAUCAUCCGGAAAGUACAACAACACUAUAUGGAAAGACUCAACUCAAGAGAUGCAGAAUAUGGAACAAUUGAGGGACUCAUAGCCUCGAAUGUUGGUGACAGCACACUGGCAGACUUGUUAGACCAUUCCUGUACAUCUGGGAGUGGCUCUGGUCUUCCUUUUCUAGUACAAAGAACAGUGGCUCGUCAGAUCACUUUGCUGGAGUGUGUAGGGAAAGGCCGAUAUGGAGAGGUCUGGCGAGGACACUGGCAAGGAGAAAAUGUGGCAGUCAAGAUCUUCUCUUCCAGAGAUGAAAAGUCCUGGUUCAGAGAAACAGAACUAUACAAUACGGUGUUGUUGAGGCAUGAAAACAUUUUAGGCUUUGUUGCCUCAGAUAUGACCUCUAGGAACUCAAGUACUCAGUUGUGGCUAAUAACACAUUACCAUGAGAUGGGCUCCUUAUAUGACUACCUACAACUCACUACACUGGACACCGUGAGCUGCUUACGAAUAGUCUUGUCCAUAGCUAGUGGCCUUGCACAUUUGCACAUAGAGAUCUUUGGGACUCAAGGAAAACCUGCCAUUGCACACCGAGACUUGAAGAGUAAAAACAUCCUGGUAAAGAAAAAUGGACAGUGUUGCAUAGCAGAUCUGGGUCUUGCAGUCAUGCACUCCCAAAGCACCAAUCAGCUGGAUGUGGGGAACAACCCCCGUGUGGGUACCAAGCGCUACAUGGCUCCAGAGGUCUUGGAUGAAACAAUCCAGGUGGACUGCUUCGAUUCAUACAAAAGGGUUGACAUUUGGGCAUUUGGACUGGUCCUUUGGGAGGUGGCCAGGCGCAUGGUUAGCAAUGGUAUCGUUGAAGAUUACAAACCUCCAUUUUAUGACGUAGUUCCUAAUGAUCCUAGUUUUGAAGAUAUGAGAAAAGUAGUCUGUGUGGAUCAGCAAAGACCAAACAUUCCCAACAGAUGGUUUUCAGACCCUACGUUAACUUCCCUUGCCAAGUUGAUGAAAGAAUGCUGGUAUCACAAUCCAUCUGCAAGAUUAACAGCUCUGCGAAUUAAAAAGACCUUGACCAAAAUUGAUAAUUCCCUAGAUAAGCUCAAAGCUGACUGUUGAAAAUACAUGACCCUACAAAGACAUAAAGGUUGGGUCCAGCUCAAAACUACAGCCUGAUGAUUCUAGGAUUCACUCCUACAUGGCUUCAGGCCUAGAUGAAGUUGUUUACCUGAACCAGCCAUUUGAGAGGAAAUGAAACCAUGGAGCCUUAAUUGGUGACUGUCCACAACGUUUUACAAAUGGCCAAUCUCUAAAGACUUAGUGCUGAACCUGGAGUGGCCUAUGGGAGUAAGACAGAGAAAGUCCUAAGACAAAACUGGGGCAUUAAAACCAUGGCUUUUAAUUGUGGCUUUUUUAAUUUCAUAAAAAUAAACAAAGUGUUUCCUUGUUACUUCCAAGUUUAAAAACACAUGGAAGCGGUCAAUAAUCAGCGUCAUUUCCUGCGCUUCUUUUCUUUAUUGCACUAGGGAUUCUUUGCAUUCCUUACUUGCACUGUUACUGUUUAGUUUUUAAAGACAUGACUUGCCAAAAAUAGGAUUGGCUGUGUACUCAUUGAUCUUUUUUUUUUAACAGUAAGAAAUCAACAUGGGGAAUUGAACCCGUAACUGGCUCUUUAUCUUCUCUCUCUCUCUCUCUUUUUAUUUGUUAAGCUGCAUUUUACACAAGUGUACUGUUUACAAUAAUGCUGGACACUAGGAAUUACUGUUUAUAAGGAAACGUGCAGAUUUUAUUUAUUAGAUGUGCGCUUAACGUUUUUUAAAAAAAAACAAGGAAAGGUGCAAACAGUUAAAAGCUUAUUUUUAUGUGGCUUCUAUCAUUGUUUCUUACAGACUUUUAUCAUGACAUGGUAUAAUCUGAAAUAAUCCCACUUCUCUCCCCUUCCCUCCACCCAUAUUAUCAAUUAGACAUUUUAAUCACAUUUUAAUUGCUUCACAUUUUAUACGUGUGUGGUCUGUAACAUAUAUUUUCAGUUCAGAAUAUGCAGAACGUUUAUAUAUAAAUAUAUUAUGAUUAUGAUUAUUAUAAUUAUUAUUAUAUAUCUCAAAUAUAAAACCAUUACACAAAUGAUGCCACAUCUAGUACCUUAUUCGCCUUCUAGUGGAGGGGAGCAACAGAGGAAAAUGGUAGAAUUGGUAUGUCAUAGUUCUUAUGGGAAGAUGCAUUUUUCUUCUAAGCUAUAUAUGAUAUGCUUUUAAACUCUGUCAGGGGGGAAAGUUAUUUUUUUUAAAAAUUACUUUUUGUAUUUAGUGGUUAAGUGUAGAAAAGAGAAUAUUUUCAAACUGAAGACAGUGCUCCCUAGUUCUGUUAGUGCCUCUUGACGGCUAAAGGGAAAGGCCAUACAAUUUUGCAUCACCAGCAUAUAUCAAUGUAUAAUUCCUGAUGUUUGCUAUGUUGGCAAGUCAGAUGUAAUUUCAACAGACCUGCAUGGUAGAUGGAACAUCACUAAGGAAUUCCACAAUAAUCCUUCAUACAUGUGAUGGUGCCACUGAGCAUUCCUCCUGGAGAUGUGACUUCUCAAUGACAUGAAUUCUUGUGUGAUGAUGAUGUAUGGAUCAUGUUAUUCUGACUAUGGUUUUUUUUUUUUUUUUUAAUUUUGAGUUUCCUGAGCAAAACGUUUUGAUCCCAGUGCCUUGCCUUGCCUUGCAACUGCAGAAGCUGUUCUCUUCAUGGAAUGUCCAUAGUAAAAGCCAGUUGAAUGUUAAUUGUGGGUGAUUUAGAUAUUUUAAACUAUCUCAGUGCCACACGCUUCUUGAAAAGCAAGCUAGAAAAGCUUUAUUUCAGAUGGAGUUGUCUUAAAAGAGCCAGGGCAAUAAUGACUUCUGUUUUGCCCAUCCUCUCUAUUAUGUGCUUCAGCUGCCUUAAUGGGAAACGUAUGCAAGGGCCUGCCUUGAUUAGUACAGUUCUUAUUUAUGCUGUUUAUUGUCACUGAAUGAAGAUGAAAUCUUGGCCUAGGAACAUAGGUCAUGAUUUUCUGUCCUGAGGUUCAUAUCUGUAAUCUUCUGUCCAGUUCAUUCAGCUGCAGUGUGUAAUGGAACCAUGUGGAUCCAAAUCAUCACACGCUAUUGUCUGAAUUAAUUGCACUUCAUUGGAAUGAUCACUCACCUGAAAAAAAACCUGUGCAUGAAGAAACGUGGCAAAACCAUCUCUUCCUGAAAGCUUAGGUUCUGUGUUUCACUAAUUUUAACACACAGGAACAUACAGUCUUCAAUCUAUAAUUUGAAUUUGUACAGUCUUGGAAGGGCAUAGUUGCUUUUCUGCAUGGUGAAAGCUGGGCCCUUUCACACUACACAAUUACAGUAUUAUGAUUUCACUUUAUUAUUAUUAUUAUUAUUAUUAUUUAUUUAUUUAUCUGCAAUAACUACAACCUGUAGAUCAUGGGGUUUGUAAUCGUGAGGAGCACCAGAGAAGCUCUCUAGCUGAGCUUUCUAACAAACCUUCCCUACAUUUCAAAUCCCAGGAUAACACAGGAUGUUGCCAUGGCAGUUAAAGUGGAAUAGUAGUACUAUAAUUGGGAAAGCUCACUUGUUCUGUGAUUUUAGAACACAUUCAGGCAACUGCCUAAGUAGGGAAAGGUCAUCCUGGAAGAAGUCCAAGGAACAAUUAGGGUUGACAUCUGUGUUCCUAAUACUUAUUUUUAUUAUUUUAAUAUUUCCAUCUUUUGCUAUGCAGCUCAUUGUUUUUCAGGGGAGAGAGAGAUCGCUUGUCCAAAUAAUUCUGUUAUAUGUUUGGUUUUUGGUGAAAAUUUAACCAAAUAAAAAAAGUUGAAAUUAUCCCUUAAAAAAUGACCUGUCAGAUUAAUAAUAAUGAACCUUGAGGUGGGAAGUGGUUGUCCCAAUAAUAAACAUUUAGUUUUUAACUUG
Molecule: messenger RNA, 4925 nt
Organism: Sceloporus undulatus (fence lizard)
Lineage: Eukaryota; Metazoa; Chordata; Lepidosauria; Squamata; Phrynosomatidae
Gene: ACVR1
Product: activin A receptor type 1
Exons: 12
Coding region: 592-2124 (510 amino acids)
Biological process (GO): BMP signaling pathway; protein phosphorylation; transforming growth factor beta receptor signaling pathway
Cellular component (GO): BMP receptor complex; plasma membrane
Molecular function (GO): SMAD binding; ATP binding; transforming growth factor beta receptor activity, type I
Source: RefSeq, a predicted model, not a curated record